This is a messenger RNA of Lonchura striata (white-rumped munia), 1537 nucleotides long. Lineage: Eukaryota; Metazoa; Chordata; Aves; Passeriformes; Estrildidae. The record is from RefSeq and is a predicted model, not a curated record.
CGGGAGCCGAGCGGUGUCGGGCACCGGGGACCGAGCGCAGCCCCGGCCGCGGCCAGCCCGGUCCCCGGCGGCCGCAGGGUCCCCCCGGCCGCCCCCAGCAUGAGCCCCGCCUUGCCCUGCGAAGAGACAGCGCUGGCUCUCUGGGGGUGAGGGCACCCCCAAACAAGCCCUGGAUUUGCAGGACAAGGUGACCGAGGAACCCUACGGGAGCAGGGAGGACCGGGGCAUCAUGGCACACCCCAUCUCAGCCUUCCAGGCUGCUUACAUCUCCAUUGAAGUGCUCAUCGCUUUGGUGUCCGUGCCGGGCAAUAUCCUGGUCAUCUGGGCUGUGAAGAUGAACCAGGCAUUGCGGGAUGCCACCUUCUGCUUCAUCGUCUCGCUGGCGGUGGCCGACGUGGCCGUGGGGGCUCUGGUCAUCCCUCUAGCCAUCAUCAUCAACAUCGGACCCCAGACGGAGUUUUACACCUGCCUCAUGGUGGCCUGUCCCGUCCUCAUCCUCACGGAGAGCUCCAUCCUGGCGCUUCUGGCCAUCGCUGUGGAUCGGUACCUGCGGGUGAAGAUCCCUGUCAGGUACAAGAGCAUGGUGACACCACGGCGGGCAGCCGUGGCCAUCGCCUGCUGUUGGAUAGUCUCUUUUCUGGUGGGACUUACCCCCAUGUUUGGGUGGAACAACCUCAGCAAGAUGCGAAGGACUCAGGAGCUGAACAGCAGCUACACGGAGUUUGUCAUCACGUGCCAGUUUGAGACAGUCAUUAGCAUGGAGUACAUGGUGUACUUCAACUUCUUCGUCUGGGUCCUGCCUCCCCUGCUGCUGAUGCUGCUCAUCUACCUGGAGGUCUUCAACCUUAUCCGCAAGCAGCUCAACAAGAAGGUGUCCUCCAGCUCCAACGACCCCCAGAAGUACUACGGCAAGGAGCUGAAGAUCGCCAAGUCUCUGGCACUGGUUCUCUUUCUGUUUGCGCUCAGCUGGCUGCCUCUGCACGUCCUCAACUGCAUCACCCUGUUCUGCCCAUCCUGCCAGACCCCGCACAUCCUCACCUACAUCGCCAUCUUCCUCACCCACGGCAACUCGGCCAUGAACCCCAUCGUCUACGCCUUCCGCAUCAAGAAGUUCCGGACAGCCUUCCUGCAGAUCUGGAACCAGUACUUCUGCUGCAAAACCAACAAAAAUGCCACCAGCACCACCACAGCUGAGACAGGCAACUAGGAACUGGGAGAGGGCAGAGAGGGGCAUCUGUGCCCACCCAGUCCCCGCCCGGACACCGUUCCUGCUGUCUCAGGAAGGGGUAGCAAGGACCUGUUGGGUCCUGAGUUCAGCAGCCUCCUGCAGUCCUACAGCCACUCCAGGGGGUUAUUUAUCCACAAGCAUUGUACUGUUUGGAUAUUGUAGCCUGCACUGUUCCUUUCUGGUUUAGGAUCUUUUUCUUCCUGAUUGUUUUUGUUUUUCAUUUUUAAGCAUUGCCAAGUAUUUAAGGAGAAAUUGUACAGACAAAUGCUCAGUUUAUCUUCAUGCAAAUAAAGUGAUCCAAACCACCCA